AUGAGCCUCUCCGUUGACAGAUUUACCAGGAAGAAGGUGGCCAUCGUCGGCAGCGGCUGCUCGGGCAUUGCCGCGCUCUGGGCCCUCAACCGGACGUAUCACGAUGUCUACCUUUACGAGGCUGCAGACCGCUUGGGCGGCCACACCAACACGGUGCAGUGGAAGGCUGGCAAGUACACGACGGCCGUGGACACUGGCUUCAUUCUGCUGAACUCGGCGACAUAUCCAAACUUCUUGAACUUCCUUGGCAGGAUUGGCGUCCCGACUGAACCUACGGAGUUGACGUUGAGCGUAUCACGAGACCAGGGGCUAUUCGAAUGGGCCAGCACAAGCCUCAGUACCAUCUUUAGCCAAAAGAGAAACCUGUUCUCUCCAAGGAUGUGGAGGACGCUGUUUGACAUUGUCCGCUUCAGCCAGUUUGCGCUGGAUCUGCUCAUCGAUGACGAUGAUUAUGAGCCUCGAUAUGGCGGGGAGCACAUGAUGAACCACAUCAACAAGACGCUGACGAUUGGCCAAUACUUGGAGCGCGAGGGGUACUCGGACGGCUUUCGAGACGAUUAUCUGAUUCCGCUGGCGGCUGCAAUCUGGAGCACCAGCCCCGACAAGUGCGCCUUGGAGUUUCCCGCUACAACGCUGGUCCGUUUUCUGUGGAAUCAUCAUCUUCUAUCGCCUCUCGCCCCUCAGCCACAGUGGUUGACGCUCAAGAAUGGUGCUCGCUCCUACAUCGACGCCGUCAUGAAGGGCUUUCCUCCCAAUCACCUGUUUCUCAAGACUCCGGUCAGAAACGUCUCAAACGACAAUAUCGGCAGAGUCUUGCUGCAUCUCGAAAACGGCAAGGCGGAGGCUUACGACCACGUCAUUCUUGCAACCCACGGCGACCAGGCGCUGUCCAUCCUCGGCGCCUCUGCCACCGAACAGGAGCGUUCGAUACUUUCCUGCUUCCAGACAUCACAGAACGAAGCCGUGUUGCACUCGGAUGUGUCGCUGAUGCCGAGGAACAAGAGGGCAUGGUCGAGCUGGAACUUUCUGACACUGUCUUCACCUUCAACGCAAAAGGCCAACAUGGACAAGGUCUGCCUCACAUACAAUAUGAACAUCCUGCAACGCAUUCCAAGGAAUCCCUUUGGCGAUGUUCUAGUCACGCUGAACCCAAUCCACCGCCCUACCCCGUCCAAGAUUCAGGGGAGGUAUUUCUACACUCACCCGCUCAAUACCCCGUCCUCUGUGCGCGCUCAGAGAAUGCUGCGCUACAUACAGAACAGGAGAGGAAUCAGCUAUGUCGGGGCGUGGACGGGGUAUGGGUUCCACGAAGACGGAUUCACCAGCGGACUGCAAGUGGCUCAGGAUCACCUAGGUGCUAAGCUCCCCUUUGAGUUCCGAGACUCGACCUAUAGCAGAGGCAGGGUCCCGAGGCUCGGUCUGUUGGAUCACCUGCUGCGGCUCUUCAUCCUGGCAUUCCAAGUGUUUGUCAUCCAGAUGCUGGAGAGACUGGCGCAACUGGCGCGGUCUGGGAGGCAGAGAGUGAUGCAGCCGUUUCGCAAUGGCCUCAAGAAGAAGCAACCGCGCAAGAAAUUGGCUUGA
This is a messenger RNA of Trichoderma reesei QM6a, 1581 nucleotides long. RefSeq names its product NAD/FAD-binding-like protein. The transcript has 3 exons. The coding region runs from base 1 to 1581 and encodes 526 amino acids. The record is from RefSeq and is a predicted model, not a curated record. Gene Ontology annotation, molecular function: oxidoreductase activity. NCBI's taxonomy places the organism in Eukaryota, Fungi, Ascomycota, Sordariomycetes, Hypocreales, Hypocreaceae.